Aspergillus viridinutans is the source of this 624-nucleotide messenger RNA. RefSeq lists its product as uncharacterized. The record is from RefSeq and is a predicted model, not a curated record. The coding region runs from base 1 to 624 and encodes 207 amino acids. The transcript has a single exon. Lineage: Eukaryota; Fungi; Ascomycota; Eurotiomycetes; Eurotiales; Aspergillaceae.
AUGCCUAGCUUCAAUGACUUCCAUGUCUUUUGCGAGCGAUAUCUUUCCACGAUCAUUCUACACACUUUUAUCGGUCUCAACGCCCUACUGUACUACGUUUUCCGCGAAGACUGUGUUCCGAAUAACAUGCUCAGUGCCAAUAUCAAUGUUUUCGUCAUGCUUGCCCUAGACUGGCAUCGAAAGCGAGCCUCUAGCAAGCGCACUCCUAUCAAUGUGUGUCAGGCUAUGCUCAUCACAGUACUCCUCACGCUGGCAUGUCUGGGCCUUCUAGAUUGUCUCAUCCAAUCCCUGCGACUUGCAGGCGUGAUCAGGGGCAUUUCGGACCAGGACAGUUGUCGACGUAUGACUAGCACCUUCGAUAAUGUCAAGUGGUCAUUCUAUGCAACUGGCCAGCACUGCGAUAUGACGGUGCAGGAAGCUACUAUUCAAGGUGCUAUCGCAGAGUACAUUCGGAAUGCGGAGAAUGGGACAAUCUGCGGCACCCAGUGCUUGCGUCUGGAUCAUGGCGGCACCUGGAACGGGUGGUUGAAGCUGGGCUCAGUCAGCAGUUUUAACGAGAAUGCCUACUGUGGUCUCGGCCUGCCGUUUGAUAAAUGUAUCUCUGGUGGAAACAACGAUAUGUAA